UCGGCGUCGUGGUUCCGGUGGUAUGUUAAUUGUGAAGAUGGGUAGAUACGCAUAUGGUUGAAGAGAGGGGCGAUGAUCGUACUGCCAGCAUAAUCUAUCAUCGUGCUUGUUCGAAUUUCAACAAUUGCAUAAGAUGACUUGAGAUCCCCGAGUCAGAAAUUUUCAGAAGCUUUCGGUGAUUUGUGUCUUUUCAGAAGUUCUCAGAAUCGGAAAAUAAAGCACGUAUUUACUUUUGGAACAACAUAGGUACGAUGAAUGAAAACCAAAUUGUUGUUAGGCAUGAAUCAGAAGGUGGCAAGACUCCCACAACGCGUGACGAAUCACAAGAUGUUAGUACGAUUACAAAGACCAUUAAAGGCCGUGGUCCGUCAAAAGGUGUUAAAGUCGCUAAGCCUAUGUUCCUUGAGUAUAAUGUAUAUAAUGUCCCCGAUGGACAAUGGUCUCAUGAAUACGGGAAGCAAGUUGGGAGUUGUGCUACUAGAAUUAAUAUUAACGUCCCAUUAUAUCCAAAGGUAGAUGAGCAAAUCAAGAAGGGGUUUUGGGAGGAGACUAAGCUUAUGUUCCACAUUACUGAUGAUUCUAAUCAUUCGAGGGAGAAAUAUUUUCAUUCUUGUGUGGCGAAACGAUUUAGUUGUUUCAAGAGCAAGUUGGUGCGCCGAUGGAUAACUAUGAAGGAAAAGAAGCCAAAAAAUCAAACAAACAAGAUGCCUUGGGAUGUCUACAACCAUAUCACAGAGGAUGAUUGGAAGACUUUUGUUAAACAUUAUUUCCUGCCAGAGUCAUUGCUUCGUAGUGAAAAGGCGAGGAAAAGUGCAUCAUGCAACAAGAACCCACAUUGCACCGGCCAAAAGGGUUAUAAUAGAAAGCGACUAGAUUGGAUAAAGGAUGGACGACUUCCACCAGAUGCAGCUUUACCUAUCUCGAGUAGCUCCUCGGUGAACUCAUCAGUGACCUCAAAUGUUAAUAGAGUUAGAAAAUACAGAUCAAAGGAGUGGAUUUUGGCCCAUCAAGUACAAAAUAAAGAGGGAAAGUGGGAAAUUGACCCGAACGAUACAGAAGUUGUUGAAAUCGCAACAAAAGCUUUAGAGUACAUCGCAGAAGAGGAAAAAGGAAAUCUUUCUUUCGAACAGGGUGAGGAUGCCCUCACUAAAGCUAUAGGGAAAAAAGAUCAUCGUGGGCGUGUCAAGGGAACAGGUGGCAUGGUUGGUAUCAAAAAGGCUUUCGGUCCGUGUAUUCGACAUAGUAGAAGUGACCAUGGUGAAGCUUCAUCAGAAAAUUACGAAUCAAUCAGAGCUUCUGUGAAAAAGGAGUUUGAAGGUGAAUUAGAGAAAAGGGUAGAGAAGAGGGUGGCAGAGGCCCUCCAAAAGCAACUAAGCACCUUGUUAAAAACAGGACAACUAAACUCCAUUUCUACCCCGAUACCUGAUGACCUCCACUUAAAUGAUUCUGCCAGAGUUGACCUUGAUGUUAGUGCUACAAGAACCACUCGUCACAUCUUAGUGCCGCAACCACGCGAGCUAAAGGAAAGGACUCCAUGUCGUCUUGCCCUUGAGGAGAAAGUUUCAGGCAACAACAUUGUCGUGGCGGAUGGUAUGGUACAACCCUCAGAUGGUGCAUUGCCCCAACAUUUUACAUCGAUGAAGCCUGGUCACUAUAAAGUCCAAGUUGAUUUUGUUUACGACGGACAUGUUGAUGAUAUUCUUCCGGUACCUACGGGAGAUGGUUUCACUAACUUAGGCGGUGCUCUGGGUAGUUUUGUGCAAUGGCCCAUACACUUAGUGAUUUUCGAAGACGGCGAGGAUUGUAUUUCACCUCCUAAAAAGAAGUCCAAGUCUAAUGUUUCUAAAGAGAGGGAUGGUAGCUCCAAGAAAAAGACAACGGUGUUAGCGGCCCAAAAGAAGACAACAGACUUACCAUCCAAGGUAAACCCUCUAAAACUCAUUCGAACCUAA
Messenger RNA from Spinacia oleracea (spinach), 1952 nucleotides. RefSeq lists its product as uncharacterized. The transcript has 9 exons. The coding region runs from base 252 to 1952 and encodes 566 amino acids. The record is from RefSeq and is a predicted model, not a curated record. Lineage: Eukaryota; Viridiplantae; Streptophyta; Magnoliopsida; Caryophyllales; Amaranthaceae.